AUGGCCGAUGCUAGCCCCUCUCUCCACGACCUCCUUCUGCUAUCGGUUUCCGUUCGUGAUCAGACGGAGAAGCCAGAAGCGGUUUCUGUAGCGCAUCUUCCUCGCCUGCAGAAGCUCGUCUGUGGGGGGCAGUGGCCAGCAGUAGCCUCGUUGAUAAGCCACCUCCACGCCCCCAUCCUCUCCGAUGUCAGGCUCCCAACUCCCGAUCCCGAAGCGCCCGGGGACACACUCCCAGACUUCCACGCCAAUCUACGAGCACUGAAAGCCUCCAGCUCCACCCUCCGGACCCUGCAUCUGGCGCUCCCCUCCGAAUGGCCGCCGCUCGGCCCUGGCCGCCGUCCGCUCGCGGACAUCCUGCAGCCCCUCUUCUUCCUCCCGCUCCUCGAAGAGUUCAAGCUCCUCUAUCCCGAGACGAGCUUCUCCCCCACCGACGACGACUUUGCCGCGCUCGCCCGCGCGUGGCCCGCUCUGCGCCGACUCCACAUCGCCCCGCCAUACUUCAAAGCGCCCGUCGCCGCUGGGGACGCGUCCUUCGCGUCGCUCCUGCACCUCGCGCGGCACUGCCCGCACCUCGAGACGGUCCUGCUCUUCGACGCCCUCGCCAACUUCCACGGGGCGGCGCUGUGCACGGACCUGCCCCCGCCGGCGGUGCGCAUGCGCUCGCCCCGUCUCCGGGGCGCGGGCGAGGACCUGGCGGUGCGCCCGGAGGCUCCCGCGAUCGCGACGCUCCUGGAGAGGGUGUUCCCGAACCUGCAGCUCUCGGAGUCAUACUUUUGGGUACAAAAUCCGGAGGAGUGUCAGAGUUCUACGACGUGGACGGCGGUCAUACAGGUGAUAUCGGAGCGUCGAGACGAGGACGUGUUCAGGAACCUAUACGAUGCUGAGUUGGACAAUGACUCGUUUCUCUCCUAUUGGAUCUUUUAG
Messenger RNA from Epithele typhae, 924 nucleotides. RefSeq lists its product as uncharacterized. The transcript has a single exon. The record is from RefSeq and is a predicted model, not a curated record. NCBI's taxonomy places the organism in Eukaryota, Fungi, Basidiomycota, Agaricomycetes, Polyporales, Epitheliaceae. The coding region runs from base 1 to 924 and encodes 307 amino acids.